Molecule: messenger RNA, 1536 nt
Organism: Aphanomyces astaci
Lineage: Eukaryota; Oomycota; Saprolegniomycetes; Saprolegniales; Verrucalvaceae
Exons: 2
Coding region: 26-721 (231 amino acids)
Biological process (GO): positive regulation of G2/M transition of mitotic cell cycle; G2/M transition of mitotic cell cycle; protein dephosphorylation
Cellular component (GO): nucleus; cytoplasm
Molecular function (GO): protein tyrosine phosphatase activity
Source: RefSeq, a predicted model, not a curated record
CUCAUUACGGCGAGGAAGGUGCAAGAUGGGCGACGAGAACGACGAUGCCUGCACGCCGCAAGUGACGGGAACAGCCCCCAUGACACCCAAACUAUCCAGGACGCAAUCGGACAUGAGUGGACUUGGUUCCGUCCAGCGGCGUCGUGUUUUGACCCACUCCAGCAAACGAGCGCUCUUCUCGUCCCCUGAAAGUGCUUUGGAUUCCGACUCGAAACGCGCGCGAAGUUUGACGGACGAGUCUGGGCGACGGCGAAAGCCAACGGCGUUCCAAGAGGCGAUAGCUGAUUCUGAGAGCAAUUCGUUCAAAGAGAAUGAAUUGCCCCCUGCCCUCGUCCCUAGCGUCAUGAUCAACCGCAGUCUAUCUUCUCCUGGACCCUCGACCCCGCUUCACGCGUACACGCCGCUCCUUCCGCUGAUCAAGUCUAGCAAACACCCCGAUUUGAACGUGAUUUCGCCGUCCACCGUCGAGAAGCUUCUGGACGGGACGUACAACGACGUCCUCCACACAUUCCACUUGAUCGAUUGCCGCUUCCAGCACGAGUUUCUCGGCGGCACGUUGCGCGGCGCGAGGUCUCUUGCGUUGCCCCAACACGUUGAAGCUGCCUUCUUCCAACCACAGGCGCUUCGGGCCAGCACGCGCACCGCCCUGAUAUUGUUUUGCGAGUUCUCUGCGGAACGGGCGCCGAAAAUGUGCGUCCAUCCCUUUCCUGGUUUGUCCUGACUCACUCCAUCAUGAAGGGCACGCCACAUUCGAAACCUCGACCGCCGCAUCCAUGCGGACGUGUACCCGACCCUCCAUUACCCCGAGGUGUAUGUGAUCGACGGCGGGUACAAGCACUGCUUUGAAUCCGUGAACCACGACGUGUGCCUUUCUCCCGCUGCUGCGUAUGUGCCGAUGAACCAUCCAGACCAUGUCGACGCAUGCAAGAUGGAGCUCAGUGGGUUGCGAUCGAGUUGGAAGCAACUCCGCAGCACGCCGUUUUCCAAGCGACAUGCCAACAAAUGGUGCUAACACCAGCAACUACUUAAGCAAUUCUUCGUGUUUAAUCCUUUAUUCCCACUGUCCCCAUUCGUCUGGGGCCCCAGUAGCCGCCGUAAGUGGCAGCGUGCUUUCAUCAUCGUCGUCAUCGCCCCAAUCCACGCCCAUGUCGUCAUCCGCCGCCACCGCCGCCGCUUCGGACGGGGCUUCCACGGCAGUCUCGUCCUUGUCAGGCACAUCCACCCACCCAUCUUCUGGCGACGGAGGUGCUGGAUGACGGGUCGACAGGUCCUGGGGUACGUCCUGCGCGGUUCCUACGUCAACCGCCGCGGCCUCCUCGUCCCGGUCGCGUGUAUCAUCCAUUGCAGCCUUGGUCUCCUCCUUCUCUUCUUCGUCCGCCAUGCUUGACUCUACAGUCCCCAGUGUUAUCACGUCAUCAUUUGGCUUGGGCAUGCUCCAUCAUCGCACCAAAACACGACCCAGCGGCGGCGGCGCUUCCUUCGUGCGUAGGCGAGUCCACAUCCCACGCAAUCUCUUCGUCGUCGUUGCCGCCCACU